AUGGAGGACCAACGUUCCCUCAGCAUCCACUCCUUCCAGACCCUGGGGCUCCACAACAGCAAGGCCAAGUCCAUCAUCACCAACAAAGUGGCGCCCGUGGUCAUCACGUACAACUGCAGGGAGGAAUUUCAGAUCCACGAUGACCUGCUGAAGGCCAACUACACGGUGGGACGCAUUUCCGAGGCCACACUGGAACACUACCUUGUGCAGGGGAAAUAUUUCAUGGUCAGGGAUGUAUACGGCAAAUUAGACGUCUUGAACACUACCGGCAGCUGCGGCGCUCCCAAUUUCCGACAAGCCAAAGGAGGUUACGCCGUGUUCGGCAUGGGGCAACCCAGCCUCAACGGCUUCAAGCUCGUGCUGCAGAAGCUGCAGAGAGAGGGCCACAAGGAGUGCGUCUUCUUCUGCGUCCGCGAGGAACCCGUGGUCUUCCUGCGGUUGGAAGGGGAUUUUGUGUCCUACACCCCCCGGGGCAAGGAGAACCUCCACGAGAACCUCCAGCGCCUGCAACGGGGACUGCGGGCGGAGAGCCUGGAGCUGGCCAUCCGCAAGGAGAUCCACGACUUUGCGCAGCUGAGCGAGAGCGUCUACUACGUCUACAACGACAUCGAGCGCUUGCGGGACGAGCCCCACGCCGUGCGGGUGCAGUGCGAGGAGGACAUCCAGGUGACGGAGGAGGUCUACCGCAGACCCAUCUUCCUUCUGCCCUCCUACAGGUACCACCGGCUGCCCCUGCCCACCGAGGGAGCCCCUUUGGAGGAGCAGUUUGAUGCUUUCAUCCGCUUCCUCAGG
This is a messenger RNA of Fulmarus glacialis (Northern fulmar), 792 nucleotides long. RefSeq names its product paladin-like. NCBI's taxonomy places the organism in Eukaryota, Metazoa, Chordata, Aves, Procellariiformes, Procellariidae. The transcript is spliced from 6 exons. The annotation marks the transcript as partial. The record is from RefSeq and is a predicted model, not a curated record.